AUGGGCGAAAGGCCAACUGGAGACAGAGACAUCGAGCUCGACGCACCUGGAUGUAGAUUUUCGGUGACGUUUGGAAAUGUCACAUCUCUUCUAGCAUACUAUGCGUUUUUGACUACAUGUUCCGACCUAACGUGGAUCUCUCACUUCGGGAGUAGCGUACGAUGGGCUGCUCCUGAGCUUUUCGAAGUUUUGGACGUCGAGGAUGCAUCUAGCUCACCAAAACUAGAAAGCGACAUUUAUUCAUUUGGAUGCAUCGCAUACCAGGUUCUAUCGGGCAAGCUGCCGUACUAUAACAUUUGCAGUGAUAACCAGGUGGUCGUGGCCAUACUCAAGGGUGUCAAGCCUGAGCAUCCAGAUAUCGCUGUCAUCGAAGAUUAUCAGUGGAACUUUACAGAGCUGAGCUAUCACAGCGACCUCCCAUUGCGUAUGUCCCAGAUUUGA
Suillus discolor is the source of this 441-nucleotide messenger RNA. RefSeq lists its product as uncharacterized. The coding region runs from base 1 to 441 and encodes 146 amino acids. Gene Ontology annotation, molecular function: ATP binding; protein kinase activity. Gene Ontology annotation, biological process: protein phosphorylation. NCBI's taxonomy places the organism in Eukaryota, Fungi, Basidiomycota, Agaricomycetes, Boletales, Suillaceae. The record is from RefSeq and is a predicted model, not a curated record. The transcript is spliced from 3 exons.